AUGCCGGGAAGUACAACAUCGGCCCACAAUAAUGAUCUCAGAAGUACAACAUUGGCCCACAAUAAUGAUCUCAGAAGUACAACAUUGGCCCAAAAUAAUGACAACAGAGGUACAACAUUGGCCCACAAUAAUGAUCUCAGAAGUACAACAUUGGCCCACAAUAAUGACAACAGAAGUACAACAUCGGCCCACAAUAAUGAUCUCAGAAGUACAAAAUUGGCCCACAAUAAUGAUCUCAGAAGUACAACAUCGGGCCACAAUAAUGACAACAGAAGUACAACAUUGGCCCACAAUAAUGACAACAGAAGUACAACAUCGGCCCACAAUAAUGAUCUCAGAAGUACAACAUUUGCCCACAAUAAUGAUCUCAGAAGUACAACAUUGGUCCACAAUAAUGAUCUCAGAAGUACAACAUUGGCCCACGAUAAUGAUCUCAGAAGUACAACAUUGGCCCACAAUAAUGAUCUUAGAAGUACAACAUCGGCCCACAAUAAUGACAACGGAAGUACAACAUUGGCCCACAAUAAUGACAACAGAAGUACAACAUCGGCCCACAAUAAUGACAAAAGAAGUACAACAUUGGCCCACAAUAAUGAUCUCAAAAGUACAACAUCGAUCCACAAUAAUGAGAACAGAAGUACAACAUCGGCCCACAAUAAUGACCUCAGAAGUACAACAUUGGCCCACAAUAAUGAUCCCAGAAGUACAACAUUGGCCCACAAUAAUGAUCUGAGAAGCACAACAUCGGCCCACAAUAAUGAUCUCAGAAGUACAACAUUGGUCCACAAUAAUGAUCUCAGAAGUACAACAUUGGCCCACAAUAUUGAUCUCAGAAGUACAACAUCGGCCCACAAUAAUGACAAAAGAAGUACAACAUUGGCCCACAAUAAUGAUCUCAAAAGUACAACAUUGACCCACAAUAAUGAGAACAGAAGUACAACAUCGGCCCACAAUAAUGACCUCAGAAGUACAACAUUGGCCCACAAUAAUGAUCUUAGAAGUACAACAUCGGCCCACAAUAAUGACAACAGAACUACAACAUUGGCCCACAAUAAUGAUCUCAGAAGUACGACAUUGGCCCACAAUAAUGAUCUCAGAAGUACAGCAUUGGCCCACAAUAAUGAUCUCAGAAGUACAACAUUUGCCCACAAUAAUGAUCUCAGAAGUACAACAUUGGCCCACAAUAAUGAUCUUAGAAGUACAACAUCGGCCCACAAUAAUGACAACAGAAGAACAACAUUGGCCCACAAUAAUGAUCUCAGAAGUACAGCAUUGGCCCACAAUAAUGAUCUCAGAAGUACAACAUUUGCCCACAAUAAUGAUCUCAGAAGUACAACAUUGGUCCACAAUAAUGAUCUCAGAAGUACAACAUUGGCCCACAAUAAUGAUCUCAAAAGUACAACAUUGAUCCACAAUAAUGAGAACAGAAGUACAACAUCGGCCCACAAUAAUGACAACAGAAGUACAACAUUGGCCCACAAUAAUGAUCUCAGAA
This is a messenger RNA of Mizuhopecten yessoensis (Yesso scallop), 1495 nucleotides long. Its product is annotated as GATA zinc finger domain-containing protein 14-like. The transcript is spliced from 2 exons. NCBI's taxonomy places the organism in Eukaryota, Metazoa, Mollusca, Bivalvia, Pectinida, Pectinidae. The annotation marks the transcript as partial. The record is from RefSeq and is a predicted model, not a curated record.